GUUUAUUUUUACAAACUUCUCAUUUCUUCAACAUAGCAACACUGUCAGUGUCCCGAGUAAAAUGUCUGCUUCGAAAGGAUCGAAAAAUAUUUUAAACAAAAUGAUUUAGUAGCCAUAGCCAAAAUCAAUUAAAGUUAACGGAAUAUCCAGAUGCUGAAGAAACAACAAUGGAACACAUUGACACCACAGAUAAAACAAUAAGCUGCAUGCCUUAACUUGUUUAAAAAAAAAGUAGAUUUUGUACAUGAAUCUCUUAGGACAUAGUGUUAGUGUAAUAUGAAGUGUUUUGUCUCCAAGUGUUGACAUUUAGUGAGUGAUACUCAUGGUUGAUGGUGUGAACGGUUCCAAUAUGUCUGACGAGGAGGACUCUUCACCGGAUAGGGCUUUAGGCCCUUCCAAUAAUGUGCCAGUGCUGGGCAUCAAACGCCUCAAACAGAUCGAGACGAUGUUCAUAUCCCGGCGGCUGCAAGCGCCCCGCACCCACGGCCUCAGCGUGGAAACCCUCGUGGAUAUGCUACUUGUCUUGUACGAUGAGUGCUGCAACAGUAGCCUCCGGAGAGAGAAGGCCGUUGCUGACUUUAUAUCUUACGUGAAACCUGUAGCCACAGCGUUGAAGAGGCUCCGUCUAUCCCGGGACGACUUCGAGCUGGUGAAGGUCAUCGGCCGAGGGGCUUUCGGCGAAGUGUGCGUCGUCAGGGCGUCUUUUAUGCAGGGCACGGAUGGCGGCGCAAAUAUGGCGGCGGCGACCGCCGGGACCACGGGCACUGGUGAACGAGUGUACGCCAUGAAAAUACUCAACAAGUGGGAGAUGCUCAAGAGAGCAGAAACAGCAUGUUUUCAAGAGGAGCGCGAUGUUCUCGUGUUUGGUGAUAGAAGGUGGAUCACCAAUCUGCACUAUGCCUUCCAGGACGAACACAAUUUGUACCUAGUAAUGGACUACUACUGCGGAGGUGACUUGCUGACUCUCCUAUCAAAGUUCGAAGACCGUCUACCGGAAGAUAUGGCCAAGUUUUAUAUUGCGGAGAUGGUGCUCGCCAUACAGAGCGUGCACGAACUUAGAUAUGUGCAUCGAGACAUAAAACCAGAUAACGUGCUAUUAGACGCGAGCGGUCAUAUCCGUCUAGCUGACUUCGGCUCGUGUUUACGCCUGGGUGACGACGGCAAAGUGCAGAGCAAUGUUGCUGUCGGCACACCUGAUUAUAUAUCGCCGGAGAUAUUGAGGGCUAUGGAAGACGGUCAAGGCAGAUAUGGUCCAGAGUGUGAUUGGUGGUCUUUAGGUGUAUGCAUGUACGAGAUGCUGUUCGGCGAGACUCCGUUCUACGCGGAGUCGCUGGUGGAGACGUACGGCAAGAUCAUGAACCAUGCCCGCUCCUUCCACUGUCCGCCGCCCGAUGAACAUGCUGCACAGGUAUCGGAAGAGGCGAAGGAUCUAAUUCGCAGACUGAUUUGCUCUUCAGAAAAUAGAUUAGGAAAAAAUGGACUGCAAGACUUUAAGAAUCACCCGUGGUUCGCGCAGCUGGAAUGGGAGAGCGUGCGCGAGAUGCAGGCGCCCUUCGUGCCCGACGUGUCCAGCCCCACCGAUACCUCCAACUUCGACGUCGAUGAUACUGAUAUCAGACUAUCAGAAGCCGUCCCCCCUCCUUCAGCAUCGUCAGCGUUCUCGGGCCUGCACCUGCCGUUCGUGGGCUUCACGUUCACAGCAGGCUCGCGGCUGUCGGACCUGGGCGCCGCCGCCAGCCCGCUCAGCCCCGCCAAGAAUGCGCCGAGCCAGGCACCAUCAAACGCCGGCGACCGAGCAGCGUUAAAAGCGUUAGAAAGAGAAAACGCCCUUCUCGCACAAACUAUUGCUGAGUUGAGAGCGGGUGGAUCUGCGGUAGAUGGCGGUAGUGAAGACAUACUACAGUUGAAAGAAGAAAUGGCGGCGUUGUCCAAAAGGAAUGGCGAGUUGGAGGCGCAAGUACGCUGUUAUGAACAACUUAAUACUGGCAUUGCGACACAGGACAUGCCAGCGACGCCACAAGAGAUGGCGACCCGUAUCCGGGAGAUGGAGGUCAUCAUACAAGCUCUCAACUUGGAGAAGGAGGAACUCUUGAAGGAUAAAACUGACUCCGUUGAGAAACUUAGACUGCAGGACAAAGAGCUAAAAGACGCGCUAUCACAACGCAAGCUAGCCAUGACUGAGUACAACGAGGUGACGGAACGCCUGUCCGAGCUCAGGCAACAGAAGCAGAAGCUUUCACGGCAGGUCCGUGACAAAGAGGAAGAGUUAGAAGUAGCAAUGCAGAAGAUUGACGCGCUAAGACAGGACAUACGACGCGCGGAGAAGGGACGCCGGGAGCUAGAGGCUAGGCUUGAUACCGCCAUUUCUGAGGCUACUAAGGAACGUAAGCUUCGCGAAGAGACGCUACGGUCGCAGCGCGUGGAGUCGGGCGGGCCGCCCUCCGCCGCCGCCGACGUCGCCCGUCUGCAGGCUGAAGUCGAGACGCUAGAGAUGCAGUACAAAGAGUCUCUAGCACAGCAGCAGGCGCGGUUCCAGGCGGAGUUAGCCGCUCUCAACGAUCAGCUGCAAGAGGGAGAUGCGUUGCGCAAUGUUCUUAAUAGAGAGCUACAAACAUCAAAAGAGAAACUCGAAAGCCGUCGCAUAGAACAGAUGUCGGACAGCGAAGACAGACAGAUGCUACUCAACGAGAACCGGAAACUGGCCAAGGAUCUGGACGCUUUGGCAGAAAACGGCAGAAGAUGGCAACAAGAGAGAAGACAGAUGGAGAUUGAGUUGGAAGAGUUGAGAGCCAAGAGAGAGACGAUGCAGCACUGGGAGACACAGAUAGCAGACAUUAUCAGAUGGGUGGCUGACGAGAAGGAAGCUCGCGGCUACCUGCAGGCUCUCGCUACGAAGAUGACUGAGGAAUUGGAGUACCUUAAACAUGCGAGCGCCUCACGUUCCUCGCUGGUGGUGGCAUCAUCCCCGCCAUCAGGUCCGGGCGGCCCCGCGCCUCCGGACGGACGCGCGGGCGGCUGGCGCAACCGCCGCUCCCAGAAGCUGGACAAGAUGGAGAUCCUGACGCUGCAGUCGUCGCUGCACUCCGAGAUACAGGCCAAGCAGGCCGUCGGCGAGGAGCUCAGCCGCACCAGGGCCGAGCUGCUGGCUAGUCAGAGAGAGCUACACGAAACUCGACAGCGGUUGGACACCCUAGCCCACGACAUGAAACGCAAAGAGCAACAUAUACGCGACAUGCAGGCGAGACUCGACGCGCCCCACCAGCCCGGCAACUCCUUCCUGGACCGGCCGCCAUCUCAAAUGAGCUAUCUAGACCAAUUUCUGAAGGAAGCGCCGACGGAGCGACAUUACGACAAUGUGGCUUCUAUCAACGAGCAGAAGAUGUCGCCGCAGUACCGUUACAGAAACCAGCAUUGUUGCAAUGCAAAGCUAAUGUACGGGUCCCAGCAAUCGGCCGCACUAAGCGGGUCCGUGGAGCUGCAAGAUGAGCUGGAGCCCCGGGCGUCGUCGCCCGCCUCCAGCAAGAGCUCGCCCAGUGAGAUGUCCACUGUUAGCAUAGACCCGUCACUCGGACCGUCAGUGCCAGGCAAGCAGAAAGUCCACCAGUUCCUAGUGAGGACGUUCAGCAGCCCCACCAAGUGUAACCACUGUACGUCGCUUAUGAUUGGUCUCACCCGACAAGGCGUGGUAUGCGAGACCUGCGGGCUGGCAGUACACACGUGGUGCUGCGGGCGCGUGGCGCCGCGCUGCCCGCUGCCGCCCGAGCGCUCGCGCCGCCCGCUCGGCAUCGACCCCGCGCGCGGACAGGGCACCGCCUACGAGGGAUACGUUAAGGUCCCGAAACCCGGUGGCGUGAAGAAAGGCUGGAUGAGACAGUUCGUGGUCGUGUGCGACUUCAAACUGUUCCUCUACGACAUAUCACAAGACCGGAACGCGUUACCUUCAGUAUGCGUCAGUCAAGUGCUGGACAUGCGCGAUCCGGAGUUCAGCGUGACGUCCGUCAAGGACUCUGACGUCAUACACGCCAACAAGCGAGACAUACCUUGUAUAUUUAGGAUAUCAACGUCACAACUGGAAGGCGGCAAGCGGUCUCACACACUCAUGCUCGCGGAGUCGGAAUCAGAGAAGACGAAGUGGGUGGUCGCGCUAAGUGAACUACACAGGAUACUUAAGCGUAAUAACUUGCCGGACAAGUGUGUAUACAGCGCAUGCGUAGUCCUAGACUCGACGGCAGCAGCCACCGUCCGCAACGCCCUCUGUGCCUGCGUGUUAGAGCGUUCCCGUAUCUGCGUGGGCGGUGAAGCGGGAUUAGCGCUCAUAGACCUGGAGCGAGGCGAGGUGACGCCUCGACGUGCUCACGCGCCGGUCUCCACCAUUGCUUAUGUGCCCCAUGAGCAACUGCUGGUGGUAAUCGCAGGCCGCGGCCGACACGUCCGUCUAGUCCCGAUCCGAGCACUGGAAUGUGCUGAGGUAGAAUGCGUGAAACUAGCUGAAAGUAAAGGCGCUCUCGCACUCGCCGCCGGCCCCCUGUCUCAUGCCGCUCACGGCUUCGCUGUGUUGUGUAAACGACAGAACGCGUACGUAGUGAACGUGUACGAGAUCACCCGCACUGUAGCGCGUCGUGUCCGCGUGGCGGAGCUGCGUGCUGCGGGCGCGGUGUGCAGCGUGCAGCUGUGCGGCGCGCGCCUGCUGCUGGGGUACCGCGGCGGCUUCGCGGCGCAUGCGCUGCCCGACCCGCGCCGGGCUACGCUCGACCAACCUGCCGUCUCUCUAGUCCACCCCGAGAACCAAGUGAACGUGUUCCUGUCCCACUCGGGGGCGCGGCCGCUGUGCGCUGCGCCGGUGCCGGGCUCGGGCGACACGCUGCUGGUGUUCAACUCGCUGGCGCUGUACGUGGACCGGCACGGGCACCGCGCCCGCGACACCGAGCUCAUGUACACUGCUCAUCCGCAGCACCACGGUGAGUGUAGUGUGUUCCUGUCACACUCGGGGGCCAGGCUGCUGUGUGCUGCGCCGGUGCCGGGCUCGGGCGACACGCUGCUGGUGUUCAACUCGCUGGCGCUGUACGUGGACCGGCACGGGCACCGCGCCCGCGACACCGAGCUCAUGUACACUGCUCAUCCGCAGCACCACGGUGAGUGUAGUGUGUUCCUGUCACACUCGGGGGCCAGGCUGCUGUGUGCUGCGCCGGUGCCGGGCUCGGGCGACACGCUGCUGGUGUUCAACUCGCUGGCGCUGUACGUGGACCGGCACGGGCACCGCGCCCGCGACACCGAGCUCAUGUACACUGCUCAUCCGCAGCACCACGGUGAGUGUAGUGUGUUCCUGUCACACUCGGGGGCCAGGCUGCUGUGUGCUGCGCCGGUGCCGGGCUCGGGCGACACGCUGCUGGUGUUCAACUCGCUGGCGCUGUACGUGGACCGGCACGGGCACCGCGCCCGCGACACCGAGCUCAUGUACACUGCUCAUCCGCAGCACCACGGUGAGUGUAGUGUGUUCCUGUCACACUCGGGGGCCAGGCUGCUGUGUGCUGCGCCGGUGCCGGGCUCGGGCGACACGCUGCUGGUGUUCAACUCGCUGGCGCUGUACGUGGACCGGCACGGGCACCGCGCCCGCGACACCGAGCUCAUGUACACUGCUCAUCCGCAGCACCACGGUGAGUGUAGUGUGUUCCUGUCACACUCGGGGGCCAGGCUGCUGUGUGCUGCGCCGGUGCCGGGCUCGGGCGACACGCUGCUGGUGUUCAACUCGCUGGCGCUGUACGUGGACCGGCACGGGCACCGCGCCCGCGACACCGAGCUCAUGUACACUGCUCAUCCGCAGCACCACGGUGAGUGUAGUGUGUUCCUGUCACACUCGGGGGCCAGGCUGCUGUGUGCUGCGCCGGUGCCGGGCUCGGGCGACACGCUGCUGGUGUUCAACUCGCUGGCGCUGUACGUGGACCGGCACGGGCACCGCGCCCGCGACACCGAGCUCAUGUACACUGCUCAUCCGCAGCACCACGGUGAGUGUAGUGUGUUCCUGUCACACUCGGGGGCCAGGCUGCUGUGUGCUGCGCCGGUGCCGGGCUCGGGCGACACGCUGCUGGUGUUCAACUCGCUGGCGCUGUACGUGGACCGGCACGGGCACCGCGCCCGCGACACCGAGCUCAUGUACACUGCUCAUCCGCAGCACCACGGUGAGUGUAGUGUGUUCCUGUCACACUCGGGGGCCAGGCUGCUGUGUGCUGCGCCGGUGCCGGGCUCGGGCGACACGCUGCUGGUGUUCAACUCGCUGGCGCUGUACGUGGACCGGCACGGGCACCGCGCCCGCGACACCGAGCUCAUGUACACUGCUCAUCCGCAGCACCACGGUGAGUGUAGUGUGUUCCUGUCACACUCGGGGGCCAGGCUGCUGUGUGCUGCGCCGGUGCCGGGCUCGGGCGACACGCUGCUGGUGUUCAACUCGCUGGCGCUGUACGUGGACCGGCACGGGCACCGCGCCCGCGACACCGAGCUCAUGUACACUGCUCAUCCGCAGCACCACGGUGAGUGUAGUGUGUUCCUGUCACACUCGGGGGCCAGGCUGCUGUGUGCUGCGCCGGUGCCGGGCUCGGGCGACACGCUGCUGGUGUUCAACUCGCUGGCGCUGUACGUGGACCGGCACGGGCACCGCGCCCGCGACACCGAGCUCAUGUACACUGCUCAUCCGCAGCACCACGGUGAGUGUAGUGUGUUCCUGUCACACUCGGGGGCCAGGCUGCUGUGUGCUGCGCCGGUGCCGGGCUCGGGCGACACGCUGCUGGUGUUCAACUCGCUGGCGCUGUACGUGGACCGGCACGGGCACCGCGCCCGCGACACCGAGCUCAUGUACACUGCUCAUCCGCAGCACCACGCGAUCAACGAGACGCACUUGCUAAUAUUCACGGCGACGCACAUCGAUGUGUACGACAUCGAGACCGGAGACUGGGUGCAGACUAUGAAUAUACCAAACGCCCGACCUCUGGACGAGUCUGGCUGGAUCUGCUGCGUGGGCGGCGGCAGUGGGAACGGCUUCCCCUUCUCCAGCGACGCCGCGCCCUUCAUCAUAUACCUGCGCCCGCUCAUGUCACAUCCCCGAGCUUCAGACCCGCCGAUCUGCGUAGAUACAUCAUUAUGGGGCACGAAGCGACGGUUUUCCGUACGAGAACAGUCGCACCAGGCUAUUGAGGCGCAUAACCGAUUAUCAGAGCGUCGUUCGCGUCUAAUAUCGGCCCCCACGAACUUCGCCCACCUGUCGCACAUGGGGCCGGGCGACGGCAUCCGCUCGCAGCGACUCCUCGACCUGCCCACCACUGUCGAGACUGCUGACGAGCAUCCACAGAUGUACAGCAGUCGAGAGAGCAGUAAACGGACGUCACCGUUAACGAUAUCGCACGGCACCGGAUCUUACAAUGGGUCAUGGCGGCGCCGCGAAGCCCCCGGGUCGCCGCCGCCGUCGCCGCCCGCGCGGCCCAUGGACCGGUCAGUGGGCGGCGGCUCGCAGGGCAGCGGCUCCCUGCUGCUGGAGCGGUCCAUCACGCCGCUCAGCCUCGGCAGCAUGAGCUCGCUGCACGACGUGCUCAAGGUGGGCACGGAGCUGGGCGACGCGCUGCACUCGGAGGACAGCAGCUGCGGCGCCUCGCCGCCGCAUCCCAUGGAUCCCUGAUG
Molecule: messenger RNA, 7665 nt
Organism: Helicoverpa armigera (cotton bollworm)
Lineage: Eukaryota; Metazoa; Arthropoda; Insecta; Lepidoptera; Noctuidae
Gene: gek
Product: serine/threonine-protein kinase Genghis Khan
Exons: 44
Coding region: 323-7663 (2446 amino acids)
Biological process (GO): peptidyl-threonine phosphorylation; actomyosin structure organization
Cellular component (GO): cytoplasm; cytoskeleton
Molecular function (GO): protein serine/threonine kinase activity; ATP binding
Source: RefSeq, a predicted model, not a curated record